UUCAAGGGUGGGGCUGAGACUUGAAGUUUAGCAAGAGGUGUAAACUUUGAAAACAGUCAAAGAGACAACAUGUCAACUGGAGCUGGAGGGAAAGAGCCUUCCAUUCGCCGCCAUGCUAGAAGGGAAAACAGACAAAGGGGACGACUACAAACAGUCAAUACUGAAGCAAUUAAAGAGCAACAGAUAAGAUCAAGAGAAGAGAGAGAGCAGAAAAGAGCUAGAAUGGACGGCAGACAUGAAUUCUUAUUAUCAACGAUAGCAGAAAGACUGGGCCUUACUAUGGAUGAAGCUGAAGACUUCAUGCUUGAUGGAGAUCAGCUAAAUGCUUUCGACAGCUUCUUUGCUCAAGGUGGUCGGAGUGCCCUGAUAUUCUUUUACAAGGAAACUAAACCUGAAGAAGGAACAGGAGGUACAAAGGAGAAGUGUCUAUGGGUUACUGAUGGCACCAAAGACCCUUACUCUGGCUGCUGUAUGUUUUUUGUCAGACCAAACUCAUCAAAGCCGAUUACAAUGCUCAACAUUCAUCAGGAGGUGUACUUUGGUAUGUUAGAUUCCAAUGGUGAAGGAUUGCUUGGUGCUAUUAAAGGACUGCUAGACCUUGUCUUUAUCCCAGCUCUGGAAAGAAAUGAAAAAUGGGGAGACCUUUCAGGAAUUGAAGCGCAGCAAGUCAAACAGCAAUUCCUUGGAAAAUUGUCCUCUUUUGUUGGAGUUUUAGCUAACGCUCAAGCUAGUGUGGCAGAUGCAGUGAAACUAUCACGCAUUGAAAAUGAGAAACUGUUGAAAUUGAUGACAUUGUCAUCAUCAGAAAUCCUAUCAUCAAUGAAUAAUCAGGAUAUUGUUGUGGCUGCUGAGAAUAUUGCUAUGAAAUGGUGUCAUGAAAUUGAACAGAUUCUAACAGAGUCAGAGCAAAUGAGGAAGGAAGCUGAUGAUGUGGGCCCAAAGGCUGAGCUUGAUCACUGGAAGAAACGACUAGCUCGUUUUGAUUCACUCACUGCCUGCGUAAAGAGCUCAGAGUGUAAAACCAUUGUUAAUAUAUUAAUAGGAGCCAAAUCCAAAGUGCUGAAAGUGAGUAAAUAUAAACUACAUUAAUCUAAUUGUAAUUGUGUUGAAAAGCAGGUUUAAACUUCAUUAUACUCAAUGUCAUAAUAAUUGAAACUAGCAUCAUGAUUAUAGUUACUUAUAGUGUGAUAGCAAGAAUGCA
Messenger RNA from Amphimedon queenslandica, 1201 nucleotides. Its product is annotated as dynein heavy chain 5, axonemal-like. The record is from RefSeq and is a predicted model, not a curated record. Gene Ontology annotation, cellular component: axonemal dynein complex. Gene Ontology annotation, biological process: microtubule-based movement. The coding region runs from base 70 to 1089 and encodes 339 amino acids. Lineage: Eukaryota; Metazoa; Porifera; Demospongiae; Haplosclerida; Niphatidae. Gene Ontology annotation, molecular function: dynein light intermediate chain binding; dynein intermediate chain binding. The transcript is spliced from 6 exons.